AUGGCUGACUCGCAGGGCUCUGUUCACCUCCCCGGAGCUGCUGCUGCUGCUCCAGCCUCCGUCAAAAGCGCGCUCGGCAAGCCGACCGAGGCGAAGGCAGCGCCGGACAACCGCUCCCAGUCUUCCCGGGAUUUCAACCAGUCGCCGCCGCCCAAGAAGGUCCGAGUCGAGGAGACGAGCGUUAAACCCAAGAAACUCAGCAGGGAAGGAGGAGUGGGAGGCAACGGUAGCGGCAAAGAGAAACUCCAGCAGCAGCAGCAGCAGCAGCAGCCCGCGAAGCAGCAGAGUUAUGGCAGCAGCAGCAGCAGCGCGGGUUUGUGGAGCUUCAGCCCGGUUAAGACAAACAGCAGCGGCGGCGGCGGCGGCAGCACCAGCACCAACCCCCCGGUGCCUGCUACCGGUGGAUCCCAGCCGCACAAAGUCUUCAAACAGAGCGAUUUCUUCCUCCACAAAGCGCCUUCUUCCUCCAAACUCAAGAAACCGAGUAAAGAUAAACAGCGGGAAAAAGAGAAGGAGAAGGGGAAAGGCGGCGGGGAGGAGAAAAAGAAACAUAAACUAUUGCUGACCUCCGGACCCGGGAGUACCGCCAGCAGCAACAACAACGUUAUCAGCAGGUUUAACAACGUUUCUGCGGUGAAGAGAGAAAAUGGAGAGGUCACGUUGCCACCCAAAGAGCACUCCACCAAGGACAAGGCGAAGGAGAGGGAGCGAGAGGAGAGGGAGAAGAAGAAGGUCAAAGAACGAGAGCGAGAAAAGGAGAAGAAGAAGCACAAAGUGAUGAAUGAGAUCAAGAGGGAGAACGGAGAAGUCAAGCAGCCGAUUAAAGAUGAAAAAGAGAAAGCCAAGAUCAACUUAGAAGAGCUGCAAAUCAAAAAAGUGAAGAAGAAAAAGAAGAAGAAACACAAAGAGGGGGAGAAGCACAAGCGGGUGAAGAUGUACCACCGCUCCUGCCAAACCGUUUGUGCCGGCCUGCUUCUCCUCCCUGGCUCCUCUUCUUCCCCCAACUCUUCUUCCUCCUCCACCGAAUUGACAAACAACUCCUCCCUGUCUCCGUUUAAGUCCCCUCUACCAGUUUACCCGAACAACAAAACUCAUCUCCUGCCCUCUUCGCCUACUCUUGCCUCCAAAUCCCUCUUUAACUCCUCUCUCCAGAACUCUCUCAACUCUCCAUCGUCCUGCACCAAGAUGCCUGUCCCUCCUCCAGCCAAACACCACCCGCAGUGCACCUAUCCUGGCAUGGCGGGUCUGGAGUUUGCCCCGUACAUUCACAUAGAGAACCAGCCUAACGGAGGAGCCCUCGUGGCUCACGCCUACACCUCCCAGCUCUCCUCUCUCUCGGUGGACCAGAGGCAGAGAUUCGCCCAGGAGUUUGUCACCUUGGCGUUCAGUGAGGACUCAUCCCAGGCUGCUCAUUAUGUCAUGGGAAUUAUCCACGGAGAAGCCAGCUACCUACCGGACUUCUUGGAUUACUUCUCAACCAAGUUCCCGUCAGCUCCUGUCAAAAUGGAAAUACUCGGAAAGAAGGACAUAGAAACCACCACUAUGGUUAAUUUCUACUCUCAGGUGAAGAAGACGUACAGUCACGGUACGUACAGAGCCGGGGCAAUGAGACAGAUCAGCCUGGUGGGAGCCGUGGACGAGGAGGUCGGGGAUUAUUUCCCAGAAUUCCUCGGCAUGCUCGAGGAGUCACCUUUCCUGAAGCGGACUCUUCCGUGGGGAACGUUCUCCAGUCUGAGGCUGAUGAGUCCCACAGAGAGCGACGACGGUCCUAUAAUGUGGGUCAGACCAGGAGAACAGAUGAUACCUGUAGCUGAUAUACCAAAGUCUCCUUUUAAAAGAAAACGCUCCACCAAUGAGGUGAAGAACCUGCUGCAGUCGCUGCCCAGGACCAGCGAGCCCAGAGAGAUGCUGUUCGAGGAUCGGACUCGGGCCCACGCCGACCACAUCGGACAGGGAUUCGAGCGUCAGACCACAGCGGCCGUGGGGGUGCUGAAGGCUGUGUGCGCUCUGGAAAGCUCGGAGCCUCCUCGCGUUACCAAAGAUGUUAUAUGUUUCCACGCUGGUGAUUUCCCUUAUGUAGUUCAGAGGCUGCAGUUGGACCUUUAUGAACCCCCACUGUCUCAGUGUGUGCAGUGGGUGGACGAUGCCAAACUAAACCAGCUGCGGCGGGAAGGCAUCCGCUACGCUCGCAUCCGCCUGUGCCACGAUGACAUCUACUUCAUCCCCCGCAACGUGGUCCACCAGUUCAAGACCGUGUCGGCUGUCUGCAGCCUGGCGUGGCACAUCCGCCUACAGCAGUACCACCAAGGAGAGGGAGCUGAGGAGGAGGUGAAGGAAGAAGAGGAGGAGCUGAAGGAGGAAGAGGCAGAAGCAGUGGUUCUGGAGAAAAAGGAGGAAGAAAGAGAAAAGAAGAGCGAGAAAGAAGCGAAGGAGAGGAUAAAGGAGGAGGACGAGGAGGUGGAUGUGGCAGAAAACAGGACGUUGCCGACUGCCAAAAAGGAGAAACGUGAUGAUAAAUCUCCACCUCUGUCGUCUCAGGCUGCUCUCUCAGCGGACUCCAGCGUCAGCAGCGCAGGAGUCAAAGAGGAGGUGACGAAGAGGGCGAAGCAAGACGGAAGAGUCAAACGGCAGGAUUCACCUCCUGCAAAAGUGAAGGCAGAACGUCCAGCUGCUCCUCCCUGCAAGAACGACUCCCCUCUCUCCGUGUCCCCUCCCUCGUCUCGUCAUCAGGACACAAAGCCCAAAGCGUCGUCAAAGUCUCAUCACCACCACCAUCAUCAUCACUCAGACAGCAGAACAAUGUCUUCCAGUACAAGUUCCUCGUCUUCUCACUCGGCUCCCAAACCAUCCCUCUCUCCACCUUUUUCUAAGUCUUCCGCCUCUUCGUUUUCUCCAGGAUCUUCUGUUACAUCUUUGCACACUUCUUUUGCAGCUCCCCAUCCAUCUUCUACCUCUUCUCCUUCCGCUGUCCUGUCCACGUCCUCCUCCACGUCCUCUUCAUCCCCGAUUUGGCCCAAGCCUACAGCGGACGCCAAUCUCUGCACACGCCCUCCUUCCAGCGUUUCGUCAUCUUCCUCUCAGUCGGAUCAACCCAAGGACAAAGACCGCCUAAAGCCGGACGUCCUUUCAGACACACGGACGCAGGCAUCACCUGCUGUGGAUGUACAGACUCACACCUACCAGGCCGACACACGGACGCACACAGCGGCCGACACACGGACACAAACACUCCCAGAGAAAUGGACUCACAGUUUGGACUCGGACUCCAGGUCAUCUGUGGAUUUGCAAAUGCAUCCGCCGCAGGAUAGGCAAGGAAUUUACAUGCAGCAAUACACACCCCAGCACCUCCCUCCUCCUCCUCCUCCUCCUCACCUCCCUCAGAUGCUUCCUCCCUCCUUCUCCCCUCUCCUGCCACACUCCCACCUCCCUCACAGACCUCCAGUCCUCCCCCCAAACCCUCUCUCCACACAAACUCUGCAUCCGGUCCACAUGGGCCAGCUCCACCUGCAUCCCCCCCACCAGCCCAACAUCAGCACGCAGUCGCAGUCCUACUUCCAGCCUCCGCUAAUCGCCUCCCCGCCUCCGCCCAACAGUCCCCUCACCAGCGCCCAGCCUCUCCCACCACACCUUCCUCACCUGCACCAGUUUGCCAGAAGCUUCUUCCCCCCUCAGCACCCCGGCUUCAGCUCUCACCCCUUCCUCCCUCCUCAGCCGUACCUCCCGCAACCACCCGGCUCUUACCCUCUGCAGCCACCGUACCAAACCUCAGCGCCGGUGCAGGUCCAGCUCCCUCUGCCACAGGCUUUCCCUCACCCCCCUCCCCCUCCGACCUCCUCGCCGCCUCCCCCUCCGCCGCCUCUUCCCCCUCCUCCUCCCCCUCAGCCUUCCCCCUCUGUGCUCUCCCCUCCCCCAAAGCAUGAAGAGGAGCAGAUUUUAUAG
Molecule: messenger RNA, 3939 nt
Organism: Stegastes partitus (bicolor damselfish)
Lineage: Eukaryota; Metazoa; Chordata; Actinopteri; Pomacentridae
Product: round spermatid basic protein 1-like
Exons: 9
Coding region: 1-3939 (1312 amino acids)
Cellular component (GO): nucleus
Source: RefSeq, a predicted model, not a curated record